AUGUCAACAUCAGAGAACACAACAACUGCUAUCGUUCAUGAAGACAUAAAUGAAGAAUAUGAGUACAUACAAUAUAACAAACAGUUACGUCUCAUUCGUUCGGUCAAAGACGACAUGUACCAAAUGCAAAGUAUUUUGAAUGCUCUUCGUUCUACAAAGCAAGCAUAUCAUUGGUUUGAAAACCAACAGACAAAAGAACUUUUAGAAGAAUUUCCUCAUAUGUUUGCUACCCUCGGAAAACCGAGGGUAGAGAUUCCGUACGAAAAUCGUGAAAAAAUGACCAAAUUUCAUGAAUUUCCUCAUAUGUUUGCGACCCGAGGAAAACCGAGGAACGAGAUUCCGUACGAAAAUCGUGAAAAAAUGACCAAAUUUCAUGAAUUUCCUUAA
Molecule: messenger RNA, 387 nt
Organism: Trichomonas vaginalis G3
Lineage: Eukaryota; Parabasalia; Trichomonadida; Trichomonadidae
Product: KilA, N-terminal/APSES-type HTH, DNA-binding family
Exons: 1
Coding region: 1-387 (128 amino acids)
Source: RefSeq, a predicted model, not a curated record